AUGGGGCUGGCACUCGUCAGAGCCGCUCAAUGGACCACCGCAAGCUCUGGCACGGGCAAACUGGAGAUUACCCCAAUGAACGAGUCCCUAUUGAGAGAAAUACUUUGCUUCGUGGAACAGUUCAGCGCCAGACAUCCUCAGGAGGCGAGGCAUGUAUUCAAGGAGCCGCUUCAGUGGAAAACGUCUUUGGAGGCUUCUGAUUUCAAAACAGAGUAUGACAUCAGUGGUGAUACGGUUCAGUCUCAGGAGAAGGAUAAGGACGGCCAUCCUCUGCUCCACCUCUCUCCUCCAGAUAUCUCAGUGUCCAGUUUCAGCCAGCUCUCCAAGCUCUUGCAGCUGGCUAGAGGCAGGAAGCUGAAGGAGCUGCGAGCUUGUUUAGAGGAAAAUAGAGACCCUGUGGUGAAGAUCCUGGGGCCAAGCUUUGCCACAGUGGAGGGACAGGAUUCAUCUGUUCUGCGUCUUCUGGAGAAGGUGAAGGAGGACGACCAGGGCAGAGAGACGGAGGUCAAAGUCAAAUUGCUUAUUCUGCUGCAACAGCUGGACACACAGCUCCUCAGCAGCUCCCUCAAACAGCUCUCUCAAGAGGUCAGGCUGAGUCCGGCGGCAGUGAAAAGUGAUGUUGAGCUGCUGAGGAGUUUCUGUGGAACAGGCGAGAAGAGGAUCUUGAAGUCUAUUCAGUACACAUCAGACUAUGAGUUUAACAACGGCUGCCGUUCUCCGCCCUGGAGACAAGUCCACGGAGAGAUCUGCUACCUCAUAGUUGAGACAUGGGACACAGAGCCACUCUUCAUCACAUGCAGCACUGCCGGAGUCUUCCUCAAUGGGGGAAUCAAGCAAGAGGGAGAGGAGAAUGCCUAUGAGAGGAAGAGUGACAUUUACAAAGACCUUGUCACACUGCUGAGGAGUCACUCCCCUCACUUUGCUGAGAACAUUAAUAAACAGGACUUUGCAGUUCAGGAAGAGCCUUUGUCCAUGCUGAAGAUCCCACAUGUGGAAGCAGUUGAUGUGGAGGAAACUGGCCAAACCCAGAGGUCUUACGAGCAACAGAGGAAGAAUGUGCAUGAGAAGGCGAGACAACAGCAUGUACCCAACAAGCUAGGUGGCAAAAAGAAAUUAGAACCGUCUCCGAAGUGGAAGAACCUUGGCCUGGCCUCCCCCCCCGAUGAGGCAGAUGAGAAGAAGGCAAGGAAGAGCGGAACCAGUGAGAAGGCCGGAGAGAGUCUGCUGAAGACACAGAGGCCUGAGAGCAAGAAGAGGGUGGAUGUCUCUGGGUCUUCGCUGCCAGGACGACAGUCCUCUCACAAAACUAAGACUUCAGGAGGAGUCGUAGGAGCUGAUGACUUCAGUGAGAGCUCAUCUGAGAGUGAGGAGGAUGAAGAGCAGCCGGACAGACGAGCUGAGAGUAGCACAGACCUGCCCUCAGAGUACUGGCAGAUCCAGAAACUCGUCAAAUACCUCAAGGGGGGGAAUCAGACAGCGACAGUCAUAGCUUUGUGCUCUAUGCGAGACUUUAACCUGGCUCAGGAAACCUGCCACCUGGCCAUCAGGGACGUCGGGGGGCUAGAGGUGCUAAUCAACCUGCUGGACACAGAUGAGAUCAAGUGCAAAAUUGGCUCUCUGAAGAUCCUGAAGGAGAUCAGCCAUAACUCUCAGAUCCGUAAGGCGAUAGCUGACCUGGGUGGCCUGCAGACCAUGGUGCGCAUCCUGGACUCCUCCGACAAAGAGCUCAAGUGUUUGGCCGCAGAGACCAUCGCGAACGUCGCCAAGUUCAGGAGGGCCCGCAGGACUGUCCGACAGCACGGCGGCAUCAAAAGACUGGUGGAGCUGUUGGACUGUGUUCCGGACUCUGCCUCGCUCACAGAGGAACAACAGAAGGAUGUGGAGGUGGCUCGCUGUGGAGCUCUAGCUCUCUGGAGCUGUAGUAAGAGCACCAGAAACAAGGAGGCCGUCCGCAGGGCUGGAGGAAUCCCUCUCCUGGCUCGCCUUCUCAAAUCGCCCCAGAAGAACAUGCUCAUCCCUGUGGUGGGAACCCUGCAGGAGUGUGCCUCUGAGAGGAGUUACAGGAUUGCUAUUCAGACCGAGGGCAUGAUCGAGGACCUGGUGAAAAAUCUCAGCUGUAACAACCAGGAACUGCAGAUGCACUGUGCUAGCGCCAUAUUUAAGUGUGCUGAGGAUAAAUGUACUCGUGACCUGGUGCGUCAGUAUGAGGGGUUACAGCCCCUGGUCGCUCUGCUCAGCCAAUCUGACAACAAGCAGCUUCUCGCUGCCACCACUGGGGCAAUCUGGAAAUGCUCCCUCAGCAUGGAGAAUGUGGCCAAGUUUCAGGAGUAUAAAGCCUUGGAGACUCUGGUUGGGCUGCUGACUGACCAACCUGAGGAGGUGCUGGUGAAUGUGGUAGGGGCGCUGGGAGAGUGUGCUCAGAGGCCUGAGAACCGGGCCACCAUCCGUAAGUGUGGUGGCAUCCAGCCCUUGGUCAACCUGCUGACUGGCACCAAUCAAGCCUUACUCGUUAACGUCACCAGAGCUGUAGGAGCCUGUGCUACUGAGCCAGAGAACAUGGCGAUAAUUGAUCGUUUGGAUGGUGUGCGUCUCCUUUGGUCUUUGCUGAAGAAUCCCAGUCCAGACGUGCAAGCCAGUGCUGCCUGGGCUAUCUGUCCCUGCAUCGAGAAUGCAAAGGAUGCGGGGGAAAUGGUGCGUUCCUUCGUGGGCGGUUUGGAACUGAUUGUUAAUUUGCUCAAAUCGCCGAAUAAAGAGGUGUUGGCCAGUGUGUGUGCUGCCAUUGCCAAAAUUGCCAAAGACGAGGAGAAUCUGGCAGUGAUUACAGACCAUGGCGUUGUGCCCAUGAUGGCCAACCUCACCAACACAACGGAUGAUAAGCUGCGUCAGUGCCUGGCGGAGGCCAUAGCUCGCUGCUGUAUGUGGGGCAGUAACAGGGUUGCAUUUGGGGAGGCUGGGGCAGUGGCCCCUCUGGUUCGUUACCUCCGAUCCAAAGAGCCCUCUGUACACCAGGCCACUGCUCAGGCCCUUUUCCAGCUCUCCAAAGACCCCAACAACUGUAUCACCAUGCAUGAGAGUGGAGUGGUCAAGCUCCUGCUAGGAAUGAUGGGAUCCACUGAUGAGGCUCUCCAGGAGGCUGCCGCAGGCUGUGUUGCUAACAUCCGUCGUCUGGCAUUGGCCAAUGAGAAAGCAAGAUAUGGCUAG
This is a messenger RNA of Chanos chanos (milkfish), 3201 nucleotides long. RefSeq names its product outer dynein arm docking complex subunit 2 (gene odad2). The transcript has 19 exons. Bases 1 to 3201 code for a protein of 1066 amino acids. Gene Ontology annotation, molecular function: protein binding. Lineage: Eukaryota; Metazoa; Chordata; Actinopteri; Gonorynchiformes; Chanidae. The record is from RefSeq and is a predicted model, not a curated record.